Molecule: messenger RNA, 2292 nt
Organism: Chanos chanos (milkfish)
Lineage: Eukaryota; Metazoa; Chordata; Actinopteri; Gonorynchiformes; Chanidae
Gene: slc1a4
Product: solute carrier family 1 member 4
Exons: 12
Coding region: 1-2292 (763 amino acids)
Biological process (GO): L-serine transport; L-glutamate transmembrane transport
Cellular component (GO): plasma membrane
Molecular function (GO): L-aspartate transmembrane transporter activity; symporter activity; L-serine transmembrane transporter activity
Source: RefSeq, a predicted model, not a curated record
AUGACCACGGUGACCCAGACACCAGAGAAGCUGGUGCUGAGAGAGAGUGUACAGCCCAUGCAGAAAGUCAGGGCUAAGGGUUUUUUGGAAGAGUUGAGGAGAGGAGAAGAGUUUGAGGACUGGGAGGACCAUGCUUUCAGAGGGACUCCUGACUCAAACAAACCACAGAGUGGGACUACUGAGAGCAUUCUGAGCAGCUGCAUCACUACAUGGUUUGGAAAUUGCACCGUCUCUGAUUGCAAGACACUGCAACAGAUAGUGAGGACAGCUGAGAAGAUCAUCGGAGUCUCUCUUCCCCCCGUCACGGACAUUUACACCACAUGCUGCAUCCACAAAGCCACCAGCAUUGUGGAUGACCCCACGCACCCCUCCCAUAAACUCCUCACCCUCCUGCCGACUGGCAAAAGGACUAGCUGUUUCAGAGGAACAGUGAGAGUGAGGGCUGCCAAAUGCCUGUGGAUGGACGUGGCUGUAACCUGGGCAGAGACAGGGCUGAGGGGCCAAAUUUCCACCAAAGAAUCUUUGAAAUUAACCGUGAAGUACAGAGAGACGAACACGUUGCGCUUCGCAAUCAGUACUAUCGCCUCUACCCGCAUCUCUAAGUACGCGCACGGUUUUCGUGAGAAAGGGCAGCUCUCUCAUCCUUACCGCUACAAAGAACAGCUAUUACCCUUAAUUAUGGAGAAAAAGAGCGAAAUUAACGGACACGCUGUGUCCAAAUGCUCGGUCUCCACAACCUCAGCUAAUGGCGAAAAGAGAAGCUUCAAAGAUAAAUUUGUGGUCUUUUUAAAAAGGAAUCUUCUAGUGAUUCUGACGGUGUCUGGGGUUCUUGUGGGCGUAGGGCUAGGAAUGUUGGUUCGGAGCAUGAACCUCACGAGAGCAGAAAUGACUUAUUUUGCCUUUCCCGGAGAGAUGUUGCUGAGGAUGCUGAAGAUGAUCAUCCUUCCUCUUGUUGUGUGCAGUUUGAUAUCUGGCGCCGCUAGCUUAGACACUCGUUCUUUGGGAAAACUGGGAGGAAUCGCCGUAUCAUACUUUUUGGUGACUACUCUCAUUGCCUCCGGAAUCGGGGUUGCCCUGGCAUUUAUUAUCAAGCCUGGUGUUGGUGCCGGAGCGCUGAACACGAACAAUUUGGCACUUGAAACCGUCAGCACCAACAAAGAAACCACCGAUUCGUUCUUAGACCUCGCAAGAAACCUGUUUCCAGCAAACCUGGUAGCUGCAGCUUUCCGCUCAUAUGCCACAGAUUACAAGAUGGUUGCCGUGGGCAAUAACUCGAACGGAACCCUCAUUUACCAGAAGGUUCCCAUAGGAACAGAGACAGAUGGGAUGAACAUACUGGGUCUGGUUCUGUUUGCCAUGGUGUUUGGAGUCGCUCUGAGGAAGCUGGGAGCUGAAGGCGAGGAACUCAUUCGCUUUUUCAAUGCCUUUAAUGAGGCCACAAUGGUGUUGGUAUCCUGGAUUAUGUGGUAUGUGCCGAUAGGAAUUAUGUUUCUGGUGGGGAGCAAGAUCGUUGAGAUGGAGGACGUGGUUUUACUGGUCACCAGUUUGGGGAAGUACAUUUUUGCUUCCAUCCUGGGUCAUAUAAUUCACGGAGGUAUCGUCUUACCCCUCAUCUACUUUGGGCUCACACGUAAAAAUCCCUUCAGCUUCCUCUCCGGCCUCAUCACACCCUUCACCACAGCAUUCGCUACCUGCUCCAGCUCAGCGACCCUGCCCUCUAUGAUGAAGUGCGUGGAGGAGAACAACGGCGUUGACAAGAGGAUCAGUCGUUUCAUUCUGCCCAUUGGUGCCACCGUCAACAUGGAUGGAGCAGCCAUUUUCCAGUGCAUCGCCGCUGUGUUUAUAGCACAGCUGAACAAUGCGGAACUCAACGCCGGACAGAUCUUUACCAUCCUAGUGACGGCCACUGCAUCCAGUGUGGGAGCGGCAGGAAUCCCGGCUGGAGGGAUUAUCACCAUUGCCAUCAUCCUGGAGGCCAUUGGUUUACCCACCAAUGACCUGUCACUUAUGUUGGCUGUUGACUGGAUUGUGGACCGGACCACUACGGUAGUGAAUGUGGAGGGCGAUGCACUUGGUGCAGGCAUCCUCCAUCACAUUAAUCAACAAGAGAUGAAGAAACAAAAGCUGCAGCAGCAGGGAGAUGAGCAGGAGCUGAUGGAGGUGAAGGUGGAGGCAGUGGCAAACGUUCAGGCAGAGGAGGAAACCUCUCCUCUCGUUACACAUCAGACCCUGGCUGACCAAUCAUCACGCGAGACUCUGGAGGAGAAAGAGGGGAUUGAAUCUGUGCUGUGA